Molecule: messenger RNA, 5601 nt
Organism: Dermatophagoides pteronyssinus (European house dust mite)
Lineage: Eukaryota; Metazoa; Arthropoda; Arachnida; Sarcoptiformes; Pyroglyphidae
Product: low-density lipoprotein receptor-related protein 4-like
Molecular function (GO): protein binding; calcium ion binding
Source: RefSeq, a predicted model, not a curated record
AAUUCGGAUGAAAUCGAUUGUAUGGCUCGAGAAUGUGAUAUUGAGAACGAAACACGUUGCGAUAAUGGACGAUGUAUACCAAGUGAAUGGCUUUGUGAUCAUUAUGAUGAUUGUGGUGAUCAAAGUGAUGAACGAUGCAUUGAUCCUUGCUCACCGGACGAAUUUCGUUGUCAAUCUGGUCAUUGUAUUCCAAUCACUCAUCAAUGUAAUAAUGUAACCGAUUGUAUCGAUAUGUCUGAUGAAUUCGAUUGCCAUCAUGGUAUUAUAACACAAUCUAUGUCAAAUAUUAUCAUUGAUAAUACAUAUGUAUCAUCGACAACAAUAUUAAAUGAAAAAUAUAAUAAUAAAACACAAGAUAUUGGUUUUGUUGGCGUUCAUUUAGCCAAAUGUCCUACAGGACAAUUCAUGUGCCAUAAUGGUCUUUGCAUUUCCGAACUAUAUCAUUGUGACAAUGAUAAUGAUUGUGGUGAUUGGUCGGAUGAAAAAAAUUGUGAUGGCCAUUUUAAGUGCCGUGUUACCGAAUUUCUAUGCAAUAAUGGACAAUGUAUACAUCAGGAUUGGCGUUGUGAUGGUGAUUUUGAUUGUGAAGAUUUUUCUGAUGAAUCUAAUUGUCCAAGUCAAUCAUGUACAAAACAAGAAUUCCGUUGUCGAUCUGGCCAAUGUAUUCAAGAUAAUCUUCGUUGUGAUGGCGAUAGAGACUGUUAUGAUAAUAGUGAUGAAGAAGAAUGUUUAGAUAAUUUAGAAUGCACCAGUGGUAAUUUCCGUUGCCGUGAUGGAACAUGCAUUAGUUUAACUAGUGUCUGUGAUGGUGCUCCAAAUUGUCCGGAUGGUUCGGAUGAAGAUACCAAUUCGACGUGCAUUGCAAACAUGAUGGCUUGUCGUGAAAGUGGCUUUCCAUGUCAACAUAUUUGUGUUGCAACCACUACCGGACAUUAUUGUGCCUGUAAAGAAGGCUAUCGUAAAGCUAGUGAUGGACGAUCAUGUAUUGACAUUGAUGAAUGUUUUGUCGGUAGCCUUCGAGCCGAUUAUUUAGAACAUUAUGUCAAUUUUCGCUUCACUGAUCAUCAUCAUCAUCAACAACAUCAUCGUAAUCAAGCGUUGACACUGCCAAACAUACAAUUGUGUUCACAAAAAUGUGAAAAUUCUGUUCCAGGAUUCCAAUGUUCAUGUGCCAAUGGAUAUCGACUGCGGGUCGAUAAACGACGAUGUAAAGCAAUUCAAGCGCCUGAGCCUACAUUGCUUGUCGCCGAUUUUACUAACUUGAGAGCUUUAAUUCUAGAUUCAACAAUCCUAGUCAAUAAUUAUGCGCCAUUAUCAUUAAAUAAACUUCAUUCUGAAAUGGAAUCGAUAGACUUAACGUCUAUAGAUUCAUUGAGUUCAGAACUUAUUUACAACGAUUAUCACUAUAAGAAAAAUCUUUAUUUUUGGACUAGUAAAAAAUCGAGAAAAAUUUUUAGUGCCUCUGUUGAGAUCAAUCCAAAAGAUCUUAUUGCUUCAAAUUAUUCUUCCUUCAAUCACCAGCUGCCUUUACCAUUAUUGCCAAUCAUGCUACAUAAUAUUAAACCCAUAAUAGAAAUUGGCAUUGUUGAACCGAAUAGUAUUGCCGUUGAUUGGAUCAAUGAUAGAAUUUAUUGGACCGAUUCUGGUACUUCAAGAAUCGAAUACUGCAAUUUGGAUGGCUCAAAUCGUAAAGUAAUGUUUGCUCAUUCGGUCGAAAUACCGAAAUCGAUUGUCAUAAAUCCUGAUAAGAAAGCCAUCUAUUGGAGUGAUUGGGGCCAACCGGUACGUAUUGAAAGUUCCUUUAUGGAUGGUUCAGCCAGACAAAUUAUUAUAAGUGCUUUGCUCAUGAACCCUACUGGCCUUACGAUUGAUUAUCCAGCCAACAAACUUUAUUGGAUAGAUAUCAGACAAAAUUUGAUUGAAUGUUCAAAUUUGGAUGGUUACAAUCGUUAUACGAUAGUGCAUGAUGAAGUGCAAUAUCCUAUUUCAUUGACUAUAUUUGAAGAUAAUCUUUAUUGGACUGGUCUUAAAUCAACCAAAAUUAAUAUUGUCAACAAACUGAGUGGAAAGCUUAUAACAAAGAUAGAGACAAGCCAUGACAAUUCCACUAAUGACCGAAUGAAUAUUAAUGUCAAAGUAUUUCAUCCAUUAAGACAGCCUGAUAUCGAAUUCAAUAUUUGCCAAUCACAUGCUUGUUCAGACAUUUGUUUGCCUAACAAUAAUUCUUAUAGUUGCCUUUGUCCAUUUGGAUUCAGUUUCAAAGAUCAGAACACCAAAAAAUGCAAGAAAGAUUCCGAUUCAUUGUUGUUGUUUACACGUCGAAAUGAAAUUCGAGCUAUAAAUCUUUCGAAGCGUAAAUUAAUGACUGAACAAAAUAAUUCGUAUGAAGAUUUUAAUCAGGAUUAUGUUCUCCCUAUUCUUCGUGUCUCUUUUGUUGUUUCCAUGGAUUAUGAUUGGUCAACAUCAACCAUAUUUUGGGCCGAUCUACUUAAUAAAUCUAUCAGUAGUGCUUAUUGGAAUGGCCAACACCAACAAGUCAUUAUUAGUUCUUCACUGGAAGCGCCUUCAGGAAUUGCUUAUGAUUGGAUAACAAAAAAUAUUUAUUGGGUUGACACUGGACGUAAUGUGAUCGAAGUGUCAAGAACCGAUGGCUCAUUUCGUUCACUUGUUAUUUGGCGAUCAUUAGACCAGCCUCGGGAUAUUGUUUUAGACCCACAAACUUCUCUAAUGUUUUGGUCUCAAUGGAAUAAUCACACAGCAAAUAUUGAACGAUCCGGAAUGGACGGUUCGUUUCGUAUGAAGAUUCAUUCGACAAAUCUAACAAGACCGCAUGGAUUGGCCAUUGAUUUUAUCAGUAAGCGUCUUUAUUGGACAGAUUCUAGUAAAUCUCGGAUUGAAUAUUCUUUUUAUGAUGGAUCCGAACGACGUGCUCUGUAUCCACCGAAUAUUCGUCAACCUUUCGCUGUAGCUAUAAAAGAUGAUUUAGUUUAUUGGUCAGAUCUAUAUUUUCGUAAUAUACAACAGGCAAAUAAAAUCACCGGACGUAUGAGUAGCAUUGUGUCCGAAAAUCUUGACAAUCUAAUGGAUCUGAUAAUAUUUCAAUACAAUCAUACUAGCUCAAGAGAAGAUUAUCGUAGCUCGAUUCGAAAUAUUUGCCAUAGAUCUAAAUGUUCACAUUUAUGUGUUUUGUCGACCGAACAGCUUGGCUAUAAAUGUCUUUGUCCCAUCGGAAUACGGUUAUUGUCCGAUAACACUACUUGUGCAUCAGAUAUGCAAAAAUAUCUAAUAAUGACGACACGUAACGAUAUUAAACGUAUAUCCCUUGAUACAGAAUAUCGUUUUGACGUUCGACUACCACUCAAUCAAAGACUAUUAAACGCUUUUGUUUUAGAUGUCCAUUUUCAAUCCAAUACGGUUUACUGGUCGGAUACUAAUGAAAAUGUCAUUUAUAAAUCGAAUAUUCUGGGUGGAGAAAUUCAAAAAAUACUCAAUUAUGGUCUAAGCGGCGUUAAUGGUCUGGCUAUCGAUAAUGUUGGUAAUAAAAUUUAUUGGACUGAUGCCGGACGAAAACGAAUCGAAGUGGCUAAUUUAGAUGGAACGUUUCGAAAAGUUUUGCUGAGUAAAGAUCUUGAUUCUCCUCGUGCUAUCGCUCUCAAUAGUAAAAGUGGUCAUAUGGUUUGGGCAGAUUGGGGAUCACAAGUACGAAUCGAACGUGCUGACAUGGACGGAAAACGGAGAGCUCUAAUUGUAAAUGAAAAUCUCGGCUGGCCAAAUGGAAUUACUUUUACCAAAAAUGGUCGAAUCAUUUGGACAGAUUCGAAAACUCAUACGAUCGAAAUUGUAGAUUUGAAUGGCAGUAAUCGGGGUAUCUUAAUCAAAGAUUUGCCUUCACCAUACGGUAUUACCAUCUUGGAUGAUUAUGUUUAUUGGACUGAUUGGCAAACAAAAUCGGUUAAUCGACUAUAUUUAAGUUCGGAUCAUGAUUCAUAUGUAAUUGUACAAACGAAUUCUAAAAUGGAGAUGGUUUCAAAAUCAUUAAACAAUCUGGUUGAUAUUGUUGCCGUAAACAAGGUUCCGGAUUUAUCGAUACUUUUCAAUAAUCAUCACAUGAAAACAAUAUGUCGUGAAAAUAAUACUUGUUCACAUUUGUGCCUUUUAAAUAGUGAUCCUGGUUAUUCUUGUCACUGCCCUUCGGGUGUUGUUUUGUUGGAUGAUUUGACAACUUGUAAAUCAGAAAUAAGCGAACAAAUAUUGAUUGCCUGUGAGAAUAAUAUUAGACGACUGUCAUUAGAUGUAGAAGAUUGGAUCGAUAUUUAUUUGCCAAUCAAUAACCUAAUUGAUGUGGUAACAUUUGAUUUUCAUUAUCGUUAUGGACAAAUUUUUUAUGUUGACACAAACAUUAAUGAGAUACGAUCAUUGAAAAUUGUAUCGGGAAAAAAUCUAAGCCAAUUGGCUGAAGCAAGUUCAUUGAAAAUAAUAACUAUUAUCAAUAGUGAUAUUAAAAAAAUAACCAGCAUUGCUGUUGAUUGGAUUGCUGAUAAUAUUUAUUGGAGCGAUCAAGAACGACAUAUAAUCGAAGUGGCAAGAAUCGAUGGUUCUUCACGAAAAAUAUUGAUCGAUCUUGAUUUAGAUGAACCAAAAUGUCUUGAAGUGAUGCCUAAUUCAGGUUUUAUUUUUUGGAUCAAUGGUGGCAAUAAUCAAAAAAUUGAAAGAGGUUUGAUUGAUACUAUACAAAUUGUGUUUCCAAUGAUUAUUAUUAUUUUAUUUAUUAAUUUUAUCACAAAAAAAGCUUUUUUAGAUGGUAGUUCUCGAGUCAAAUUGAUUGAUUCAAAUAUUGGAUUGGUUAAUGGAUUGGCUGUUGAUGAUGGUAUUGAAAAUCAUGAUAGAAUGCCUCGUAUUUAUUGGAGUGAUGAAGUGUUGAAACGAAUCGAAACGGCUACUGUCGAUGGUACUCAACGACGAAUCAUAAUUGCUUCUGGAUUGACAUUACCAUUCAGUAUUACAGUAUUAGGUGAUUACAUCUAUUGGUCGGAUCUUUAUCAUAAGGUUGUCGAAAGGGCAAAUCGUUGGACUGGUUUCAAUUAUGAAUUAAUUAGCGAUAAUAUUGAAAAUAUUAGACAGAUUAGAGCUGUUUCGGAAUCAAGACAGAAAAUAGAUUUUUAUUGGGAAGAAAAUCCGGAUGUUCCAAACAUACCACAUUCGAAUCCGUGUGCCCAACAAAAUGGACAAUGUAGUCAUCUUUGUCUUUUUCGAUCACAUGGAUAUAUAUGCGCAUGUCCUUUAUUAAUUGAUACGCCAUGUUCGACUGUUCCUGGACAGACUAAUUUAACGAUGAAAGUUGAAAUAGAAUUACCUGAUUGGAAUUUGGAUUCGAAUGUUCAGCAAAAUUUGGAGGUACCAACAAGUUCGACAGAAAAAAUUCUCGUUGUUCAACUAAACGAAUUUUCAAUCCAUAAUGAUUCGAAUGAAAAAACCGAUUCAUUAAACAAUAGCAGCCUGAUCGAUGAGAUUACCAAUACAAAUAAUUCCUGUAUAUUGUACUUAUCCAAUUAUAAUAUACCUAUGGAGAUUUUUUUCAAACUGUCUGCAAAAUUAUAUUAA